This is a messenger RNA of Aspergillus nomiae NRRL 13137, 2394 nucleotides long. RefSeq lists its product as uncharacterized. Bases 1 to 2394 code for a protein of 797 amino acids. Gene Ontology annotation, molecular function: sequence-specific DNA binding; DNA-binding transcription factor activity, RNA polymerase II-specific; zinc ion binding. The record is from RefSeq and is a predicted model, not a curated record. Lineage: Eukaryota; Fungi; Ascomycota; Eurotiomycetes; Eurotiales; Aspergillaceae. Gene Ontology annotation, biological process: DNA-templated transcription; positive regulation of transcription by RNA polymerase II. Gene Ontology annotation, cellular component: nucleus. The transcript is spliced from 5 exons.
AUGAUGAACCCGAUGCUACAGCAAUUUCAGGUCUCUGGAAAUGGCAUCAAUGUUGAUGCUGCUCGUGACCCGAAUGGCACCUCCAGCCUGUUGACAACUAUUGAUGGCCCAGCAGAGCCCCGACGAAACCAGGCCUGCGACGUGUGCCGGAGGAUGAAAAUCAAAUGUGACAGGACGUACCCCUGUAGCCAUUGCCGUGACUCUUUCAAUGAUUGUGUAUUCUCACACCCACGGCGCAGGAAGAGGAGCCCGGUUCAGCCUGACCGGAUAGAACAUCUUGAGAAGCGGUUGAAGGCAGUCGAAGAGUCGUGUCAACAGCGAGCUGCGCUGACGACCGUAACGCCCCCCAUCGGAUCUACAGAUAUCGUGCAUUCUACCCAAGGUAAUCUCAAUGACAAUCCUGUUUCAGGCACCAGUGGUCGUGUUCCCGACGUCAGACUCCCCUCGGCUCUUGAAAACCAAGGCGAGGCACGCUUUUUGCACUCUGCGGCGCACAUGGACUUUGUAAGGCGCUUAAAAGAUGAGCUAGGGAACUGGCCUGGAGCAGAUGCCGAAAACCGAGUGCGAGCAAGGGAUGUGCCAGCACCGAAGUUUUUCCCAUUGUCAAAUGGCCCGGGCCAGGCCAUAUCGCUGCCAUCGCGAGACAGAGCCCGCUAUUUAGUCGAUCUCGCUUUCGAUGCGCACUUCUUACACAAUUUCGUACACCGUCCGACUUUCCAUUCCGCUUUUGCCCUACUAUUUACCUUGAACGUCAAGGACUAUGCUACCGAGGAAUAUCGAUAUCUUGCACUGUUAUUUUCCCUUAUGGCUUUGGGAUGUCUGUUUGAAAUGGAUGAGGAGGGAUCUCGGGAAACAUUCAUCUUGGAAGGAACUCAAUAUUUUGAAACCUGCCGCAGCUUGGCUGAUCUGCAAGGCUGCAACGACUUGGUCACUCUCCAGGCCAUUCUCUACAUGAAUAUAUUUCUACUAUACACUGCCCGAGUAAGCUCAAGCUUCUCAGCUCUCUCGUACACGUUUUCCCUGGCGCUACGGAUGAAAUAUCAUCAAGUCACUGAGACGGAUGAUGCAUUUACGCGGGAAGAAAAAAAGCACAUUUUCUGGACGACACGUCACCUUCUGGCAUGUGUCUCCAUUACGGGUGGGCUGCCUAUGCCCAUGGGGUGCGACGAUCUUGAUCUUGAGUACCCGAGUGUAUCGUGCGACAGUAUAAUGCGUGCCAUGGAGGCGCGUGCCGACAGGCCACAUACCGGGGUGCAAUGGAACCCAACCAUUGCCAGCGUCGCAUGUUUCCGACUCCAUAACGUCCUCGGCCAUAUAACUAAGCGACUAUACCCAUUAAAAGGCGUCAAGAAAACGCACAGCCAGGGGCCGUUGCGCCAUCUAGUCAGUAAAGAGACUGUCCGCGAACUAGAAAGCGAGCUGCGGUCCUGGCUGGCCUCACUUCCUGCAAGCCUACGACUCGGUCAGGAGAAGCAUCCACUGCACAUCGAACGUGCACAAUACGAGCUAUGCAUGUCAUACGCACAUGCUCAGAUUUAUUUGUACCGACCUUUCCUGCAUUACCUUGGUACUUAUUCGACCGACGAGGUCGGACCGACGGAUGGCUUCCCUGCGUAUGCUUCCGCCUGUGUAGAUGCCAGUCGCAACAUCAUUCGCCUUGCACAGGAUAUGUAUCACAAAGGGCUUUUUCGCGGAGUACACUGGGAUAUUUCGAAUAUGAUCCUGGCCGCCUCCUUGACUAUGCUUUAUAUAGUCUUGGCGAGGAAGGGUUCCUCAGUCGAGGAAAUGGCUCUAGCAGAGCUGCGCACUGCCCGGGAUCUCAUGACUCUUUUGGAGCCAUAUUCAACGCUCGCGAAGAGGACAAGCUUUGCGGUAAAGCUUUUGACAACAACAAUUUUGCCUGCUGGAACAAGCGAUCUGUCUCUACAGAAUGUUUUGCCUGGUCCGUCCCCAAGCGUGUCUGACUCAUAUACCACCGCUCUGGCUGAGAAAACGUUUGGCCAUGUAUCAAGGACCAUUGUAUCGGAUUACCAGGAAAUAUCACCAGCUGGGAGACAAAGUAACACGGUGCCAGUUCCGGCAGCGACUGAAAUACAGUCAGCAAAUAGCCUUCCGCAGGGACCUCUUCAAACUGCUGGAAGCAUAAGUCAAGGCCUUCCGGUGCUUACUGCAGCUCAACGGUCAAGUACCUCUACGCCUUUUCCGAUACCAUCGGGUAUGGACAAUACGCCGUUUGUUAGCAGUGGGAUCAUGGAACCCAGUCCCCUACAUUCCACAUACGUACAAGAUUACGGGAUUAGCGGGGACGACUAUGGACAUAUGAUUGACGGUACUGGGCCAAUCGACUUUAGUGAUAUGAUCGGCGACCUGUUCACUUCAGAGGGGUUGCUAUAA